This is a messenger RNA of Paramuricea clavata, 2229 nucleotides long. The record is from the annotation of a GenBank genome assembly. Lineage: Eukaryota; Metazoa; Cnidaria; Anthozoa; Malacalcyonacea; Plexauridae.
AUGUCUCUGUAUCCAUCGUUAGAAGAUAUGAAAGUUGAUCAUAUGGCAAAGGUAGAAAAAUAUGCGAACAUUUGCUUUAUUUUGGACGAAGUGAUGUUUCAGCCAUCCCGAGUCUGAUUACAAUAUGAUGCAUCAAUCAAAGUAUAUAUACGAGCCCAAUAAAUUAGCAAUGUAUUAAUUGCCUCGUUCUUUAAUAAAUCCUGUUUUAUCGAAGACAACUUUAACCCAUAAAUUGAACACUCAGGACAAAAUGCAAGGGUUUUUUUUGAAAAACGAUGCAAGCUUUUACAACUCCAUUUGGGGAAGUCAUGUACCGAUGUACGUGAUGGUACUAAAAUAUUUGUGUUAUAAUUUUUUAGGCCCAAGUUCAGGCUGCUAAUCACAGCCAUGCUUUGCCAGCGGCUACGGUAAGUUCCUCAGUGUUGCUUGUUCAGUUAUGAAAAUAUCAUACUGUAUCACAUGUUCACGUUAUAUAGAAUUCUAAAAGUGAAACCAAAUUUUCUAAUACAUAGGCGAGUGCUCCUGGUCCGAGCGCCCCUCCGAGCGCAGGACACAGCGGGCUGUAUCCAUCAUUGGAUGAUUAUAUGGGUCUCCAUAUCACAGAACAAAUGGUCCGAGACAAUCUCCCAGGACAUGUAAGUAUGAUAGACGGUCCUUAUACAUUGUAUGUACAUUGAGUAUGGUGUCACGGUGUUAGAAUCACAAAUCAUAGAUUACAACAUACAUAGAUUGUUUUAUUUUGCCCAGUGCGUAAAUGUAAAAUUUUCAACAUUUUUAGCAAGUAGUCCCAAGAAGUGGCAACCAGCUCGCAACAGUGACCAGUGGCGUCAUUGCUCCAGUGACCGGUGCAAACAACAUUGACGUAAAACGAGCCGAAAUCAAACAAGGCGUACGUGAGGUGACUUUGUGUAAAGACGCAAAGGGUAAAGUAGGUUUACGUGUGAGACACGUCGACAAGGGUGUCUUUGUGUCGUACGUUCACAGCAACUCACCCGCGGCUCUGGGUGGUCUGAGGUUUGGUGAUCAGAUCCUACAGAUUGAUGGUGAGAAUGUUGCUGGUUUUGAAAUGGAUAAAGUUAUGAAGGUUAUCAAGAAAGCAUCACCACAAAGAAUCGUGUUUGCCGUCAGAGACAGGUGUGUUUUCCAACUGCCUGGAAAGGGGCUCAGUCUGAAAAAGGUUUUCCUUGACAAGAAAGUUGUCUGGCAUUAGACAGAGUAACAAAUAAAUGGACAAAUAAAACAAUGUAGCAUUAGAAAGGGUAGAUGCUGUAAUAAUUAUUGGGUUGAAUAGAGUCAUUUUCUAAUGCUAAAUAUCUUUCUAUAAUUUAGACCAUUUGAAAGAACAAUUACAUUACAAAAAGACAGCAAUGGAAAUGUUGGCUUUGUAUUCAAAGAUGGAAAAAUCACAGCUAUUGCCAAAGAUUCAUCCGCGGCAAGGUAAAUAGAAAUCUGUGGUUGUUAUGGUACUUUCCUGGUCGUUACAGCGUUGGACUGGCAAACCAAGUGUGGCAAGCUUCAUUUCCACUGGGCUCAAGUCAUUUUUGAGCUAGCCCACAUGCAGUCACUCAUAGUAUUGUCAUGUUUAAAAUACAAAGUUAAUUUUAAAUUAUGAUUUAUUUGUGUAGAAAUGGUUUGCUGAUUGAGCAUAACCUUGUUGAGGUUAAUGGUCAAAAUGUUGUUGGCUUGAAGGUAAGGUCUUGUUUUAACUGAUGUCAUACUGCAUACAUGUUUUCAAGGAUCAAGUGCCGGAAAAUAUCAAGCAUUGUGGUAUAUCAUCUAGAUUUGCCACAUCUUGCAAUGGUACACUGGUCAUUCAAACACAAUGUCGCUGAAAACGUUUCCUUCCACUUCUUAGGAUAAAGAGACGAAAGAGCUAAUUAACCGAGGUGACCGAUCGGUCACGUUCACCAUUGUGCCAACAUUUGUGUUCAAACACAUCAUGAAGAGGUAAGUUCAAUCAUGUGUUAAUUGUAAGAUAGGGAGAAAAGUUGACCCAAUUUUUACUAGAGAUAGAUGAGCCAUCCAGACAUGUUUGGGCAAGGAAAAUAGGGCCAUGGGAUGGCCUGGGCAGACAUACUCCCUUUUCCAGCAAAUAUCACCGAGAUUUUAAAACAAAGUAGAAGCAAAUAAACCUUACCAAAAACCUAACUUAUAUGUUUUUUCAUCUUUUACAGCAUGUCAACCAGUCUUGUGAAAGGCAGCAUGGAUCAUUCAGUUCCAGAUCUCUAA